Messenger RNA from Temnothorax curvispinosus, 3830 nucleotides. RefSeq lists its product as uncharacterized. The transcript has 2 exons. Gene Ontology annotation, biological process: cell differentiation; regulation of transcription by RNA polymerase II; anatomical structure morphogenesis. The record is from RefSeq and is a predicted model, not a curated record. Lineage: Eukaryota; Metazoa; Arthropoda; Insecta; Hymenoptera; Formicidae. Bases 409 to 2004 code for a protein of 531 amino acids. Gene Ontology annotation, molecular function: DNA-binding transcription factor activity, RNA polymerase II-specific; RNA polymerase II cis-regulatory region sequence-specific DNA binding.
UCAGCGAACGAGCGAACUCGUCGGAGUCGUCGGAGUCGGAACCGCCGCCGCGGCCGCGGACAGUGUCGAAAAUCGUUCGGAUUGUGAUACCGUGAGACAGAGCGUGACAUAGGCGUGGGGUACACAGGGUCGAACCUCGCUCGCCUCGGCCGACCGCGGGCGCGGGUCCCCGUGGUUGGGCCCAAUGGAAAUUUCCGUCUUCGGUCGUGGCCGAGAGCAGCCUACCUCGUGCUCCUGCCGAUUCUGCGCGAGGACACCAAGGAUGCUGGUGCGUGGGUAUCGGCGAACGUCGUGCAAAGCGUCGAGCGUUCGCUGCACGUAAGGGUGUCAGUUUUAGAGGAAGGAGAGAGGAGGGAGGAGGGAGACUGGUCUUCUCGGUAUCGCUGAUCUCGCCGCUCGACGUCGACGAUGCCGCGGCCCUCGCGCGAUACCUACGGUGAUCAGAAACCGCCGUACUCCUACAUAUCGCUAACGGCGAUGGCGAUAUGGUCGUCGAGGGACAAGAUGCUGCCGCUCGCCGAGAUUUACAAAUUCAUCGCCGAUCGCUUCCCGUAUUAUAGGAAGGACACGCGACGAUGGCAAAACUCCUUGAGGCACAACUUAUCCUUCAACGAUUGCUUCAUCAAGGUACCGCGCGGUCCACAUCGGCCGGGAAAGGGAGCCUAUUGGGCAUUGCAUCCCGCCGCAUUGUCCAUGUUCGAGAACGGUUCGCUCCUCCGACGACGAAAACGCUUUAAACUGCACAAGCCGGACAAGGAGCUGCUCAAGUCCGAGCUGCAGGCGCUCGCCUCGGCGAUGCCGCCGCCGUUGCCACCUCCACCGCCGCCGCCGCCGCCACAGCCGCAGCCGCAGCCGCAUCCGGAACCAGUCGUGUCGACCGGCGGAAUCGUCGACGCGAGCGCAACGUGUCCCAGCAACGGUCUUAGCCUGGCGAAUCUCCAUCGCUUGCGGGACGACCUGCUUCGAUGGGAGAUACAGGAGAGGCGAAUGAUGGUCGCGACUGCCUCGAACCACGGCGACUUCGUCGGCGCGGCUGGCUUCGGCCGGUUCGACGGUGGUACCGCCGGCCUGCCAGCUGGACCAACCGCGCCGGAAGCCGUCACCGCCGGCUACUAUCUACUAUCACCCGAAGUGAGACAGAGACUCGCGGGUGGUGCUACCGACGGCGGUAACGAGAUUCUGAGGACGUACGAGGCCGCCGCGUUGCUGCACUCCGCCGCUUCCUGGAACUUCCCUGGCUUUCCGGCGGUUUCACCGUCGUACGCGGUGACGCAGCUGCCAUAUAUCCAGCAGACUACGGCCAGCAGGCAGGCCAUCCAUCCGUCGCGGGAGAUGCGGGAGAUGCGAGAGAUGCGGGACGAGCGCCGUUUGUCGAGCGACCGCGCGCUGGAGAACGGACCACCAGUGAUCGCCGCUACGACCGGCAGAGAAAGCGAGACGGUCUUCACGGGUGAGAAUACUUACGAGAUCACGGGCUACACCCGCGACAAACUCACCGAGGAGGAGCCACUCUCGUCGUCCUCGUCCUCGUCCUCGUCGUCUAGAAUAAAUCUCUAUCGAAACGCCGUCCUGACCACCGCUUCAUCGCCGCCGACUUCGCCCACCUCGCCGAAUUCGCUCGCGUCCAAAUCGUCCUAUCGUCACCUGUCGCCAAUCUCGAGUCUGGCGGUCGAGGUGGAGCGAACUCAGUUGCCCUCCAAUCGUGAGGAGGGCCAGGUUGUUCUGACCGCGGCGAACACGGAAAAGAGGGUUAAGAAACCGUUCACUAUCGAGAAUAUCAUUGCGCCCGACAACAACGAGGGUAGCGCCGACGGUGGUAGUGGUGGUGGUGGUGUUGGUGUUGGUGUUGGUGUUGGUACUGGUGACGAAGAAACUUCAAGGUUGACUGACGAGCCGAUCGCGAAAAAGUCCUCGCUCCUCGUGCCGAGGCCGCUCUACGCCGGGUACUCAAUGUCGAUCGCAACUACGGGUGUUCAGAGGCCGUCUUACGGCACCGCCACUUGAACUCUGUUCGUUGAUCGACUUCUUAUCGAAGGGAUUAGCCGAACGACGCGAGAGUCCAUGAUGCGUCUUGAAGACGUCUAAAAGAUGUUUUCUCAGAGAUUCCAAGCGUGCUUUCGACACCUCUAUCGUGUCACCCGGAUGUAUCUGUGUAUGUGUGUGUGUGCGUGCAGUCUGCGUACAUACUCCACCUUCACUUAUCUAAUAUUCUGCGGAAAAUGAGAGAGAUUGGUCCGCGUUACCGUUUACACUGUUUACAGCUAUGCUCAAGUCGGAGCACAACAUUCGUAUAUACACGCACGAAGCAGAAAGUCCCGGUUAACGUUAGAGACGUAUGAAGAAUUCCAAUCAGAUUCCGUUAGAUAAGCGAAGGUGUAAUAUGUAUUUGUGAGAAUGCGUCUCCGCGAGAAGAGAUCCGCAGAAUUUCUUCGGUUCCGUAGAAUUGCUAUUUACUAUUGACGUCUCAAAAUCGACACUGUUUUAUUCGACGGCAACGCGACGAAAUUCAAACGAGACGAUCGCGCGAGUGUUUUUUGACUCGACCGCGACGCGAUUGAUCGGACAUACGUGCUGCGAUCUUUUGUCCAAUUUACCGGCGUGAAUCGACGCGAAUCGACGCGAUGCAAAUAUAAGGAGACAUCGUAGACAAUGUUAGUUCCUCGUUUCGUAAAGGCCGUCCUCCUCGGGAGGUCUUUGCUUGCUGAUAUUGGUUUUCGUCUCGCGCGCCGCGAGAGUCGCUUGGUCUCUAAACUUACGAACUGUCCGCAAACAGUUAGCUAGAGUUAUUCGUAAUUUACGGUUGUCGUAAGAGCGUAAAGGUGAUCGAUUAUUGUUAACCGCGAAUACCCCGAAUCGGCAGUAGCGCGCGACGUUGUGCACAAAGAUAAAGUAACACGUAUCGCUCCAAGUCGCGUCGCGGCUUUCGCCCAUGUAAUUAACUAAUUAGAUGAUCUCUAAACGAUUAGGCACAAGCGCGGGCGCGAGCACAGCUAUACCGAUGUUAGGUUUAGCACAUAAAAUUAACAUUAUAUGAAGCUAACUUUGAGAUUCAUGUAUAAAUAUGAAUUUCAAAGUCGAUUUUAUACCGUGUAACUAUUUAAUUGGAAUAUUUUAUACAAAAGGAACAAAAAGUGCCGGUUUUAAUUAUCACCAAUUCAAAAAGUCCACAAAAUUCUUGCGCGCGUUUUGAGAAUAUUUAUAUAGGAAAAACUACGCGUUAUUAAUUUUUUAAUAAUAAUCCACGAAACCACGAGUGAACAACGAACGUACAUUGCUCACAUAUUUAUUCAUCUGUCUUUUUGUAAAAAUGUAAAUAUAUUUAUAGGUUAAUAUAAUUAACUUAUUAAUAAUUAAAUUUUAAGCAAACCAACCGGUUUGUAAAGUAGAUUAAGAUUUACAUACAUCGUAAAUUAUUUUUAUAACAUGAACCUCUAUCAAACAUUCUCUCUUCUCUUUAACAAAAUUCUUUAAAAAAUCUAUAUACAAUUUUACUUUCACGAAAUAUAGACACGAAGGUACUUAUUAUUCCUUUUCUAUAGAAAAUGUCCAAUUAUAAUAAUAGUCUCGAUAUUAAUUCUGUAAAAUUUGAAACUGCAUUGUUAUCCAGAUUUUCGUGGAAUACCACUAAAUGCGUUUCCUUGCGUAAUGUACCGUUGAAUAAAUUAUAAGCCUUCUCUCUUAAAACAAGAGACUGCUCGUUACAUUCGUGCAUUGUCGCAUCCAUCUAUAUUCUGUACUCGUACUCGCUCGAUUUGCAAAAACGAUUUGUAAAUGUAGAAACGAUUCGUAGUAAAAUAAAUUAUUGUAUAUACGUAGAAUAACGAUAUAAA